Messenger RNA from Aspergillus ochraceoroseus IBT 24754, 1414 nucleotides. RefSeq names its product putative histone acetyltransferase (MysT1). NCBI's taxonomy places the organism in Eukaryota, Fungi, Ascomycota, Eurotiomycetes, Eurotiales, Aspergillaceae. Gene Ontology annotation, biological process: regulation of DNA-templated transcription. The transcript has a single exon. The record is from RefSeq and is a predicted model, not a curated record. Gene Ontology annotation, molecular function: histone acetyltransferase activity. The coding region runs from base 237 to 1301 and encodes 354 amino acids.
UGCGCGGCAAGGAGGCCCAGGAGAUUGUCUGAUAUUCAAGCAAUGACACUCGGGAUCCAAGGAACUUGACCUAAGAAGCUCGCGUGGACACUGUGGUGCGCUGCAAAUCAUCACUGCGACUGCACUAUCAUUGCCAAUGGCCUCACUCUCUCUUCCAACCCAAUGCCAAUGCCAUCCUGAAAAUUCUCCCCUCCUGUGUCUCUCUCCUCUUGACUUGCUGAGAGUCGCUCAAUCCAAUGGCCUCUGACGACCCUUCCUCCCUUCCGAAAUUGUCCUCCGACCGCAACGUCAAGCAUGUCGUACUGGGGAACCUGCUGUUCCAGACCUGGUAUCAAUCCAUCUACCCCGAAGACCUAGUCAGCAAGGACACAGAUCGCCUCUACGUCUGUCGCUGGUGUUUCCGCUACUCGUGUGACGUCGAUGCCCAUGCGAAACACACCAAGGGUUGCGAGCGCCAGACAACACCGCCGGGGACAAAGGUUUACGAUCACGGUGGCUAUUCCGUUUGGGAGGUCGACGGCGCAGACCACAAACUAUACGCCCAGAACCUUUCCCUCUUCGCGAAGCUGUUCCUCGACCAUAAAUCCGUGUUUUUUGAUGUUGCCUCCUUCCUGUAUUACCUCCUCGCCUUCAGGGAUCCUAAGGACCCGAAUCACUACCAUAUCCUCGGAUUCUUCUCCAAGGAAAAGCUCUCCUGGGACGCGAAUAAUCUCGCCUGCAUUCUGAUCUUCCCGCCGUAUCAACAUAAGCAGCUAGGCAAACUUUUAAUGGGGGUCAGCUACAAGCUCAGCGGCUGGGAGCGUGAUGGCGGCUUUAUCGGGGGUCCGGAACGCCCACUCAGCGAAAUGGGCCGGAGGAGCUACAGUCGCUUCUGGGAGGAGCGAAUUGCCCGCUACCUCGCGCAGCAGCAGGCUCCCACCAUCCCCCCCGAAGAACCGGAAGAUACCACUGGCACCCACAAGCAGAAACCCUCGAAUAAAGGCACCUCUCGAAAGAAACACACCUAUGAAGUAAUGACAGUGCAGGACAUUGGUCUGGCCACAGGAAUGUUACCAGAGGAUGUUAUCAGUGCCCUCCGUGGCCUGGGGGUUGUUGAGCCUACCACUCCUUCCAAGACACGCAAGGUAACCCAAUCGGAGGGAGAAACCGUCGUCAUACGGAAAUCAAAGAUUUUGGAAUGGGCCAAGACCCGCAACAUUAGUUUACGCGAUCCUGUUCGGGAUGAGGGCUUUUGCCUGGAUAAAUGGAUGACUGGUGAUGACCAAAAGCGGGAAUCUCCAGGCAGUGAUAAUAACGACUGAUUUUUUUUUUAUUCCCCCCCCCCCCUUCCCUCAUACCUUUUACUUCUGCCUGUACUUUUAGCUCUUGAAUUUCGGCUCAUGUUAGCCGAAAGGUCUUAGAUACCACAACUGAC